AUGCCUGACAAGUCUAACAAAUACAAGAAACUAAACCCUAUCCAAUCCGGGUCAUUCAGUACCGUUUACAAAGGUUAUAACACCGAAACUGAUGAUUUUGUGGCUUUGAAAGUUAUUCCAAAAUCUAAAUUCUCUCAAAGAGGUAUGGCUAAUGAAUACAACGUUGGCAAGUUAUUGUCUAAGGAUGAAGGUUGUCCCUUCAUUUGCUCCUUCGUGGAUUUCUACGAGGAUGAGACUAAUUACACUUUGGUCCAAGAAUACUGCGAGUGUGGUGACUUCUACGACUUCUUGGAAUUGUCUAAGAAGAAAGGUGACCUAAAUGCUCCCUCGAUCAUUAAAUUGAACUUUCAAAAAGUUGUCUUACAAUUGAGUUACGCCAUCAAGUAUGCACACAGCAUGGGCAUUGCCCACAGAGAUAUUAAACCGGAAAAUAUCCUGAUAAACUACCACGGUGACAUCAAGCUGGCUGACUGGGGCCAUGCCAUCUCUGCUUCUUCAUCAAAUGAUAACAACAUCGGAACAGAUAACUACAGAGGUCCAGAGACUUUCUCAGCUAAAGUAAGCUACAACACUUACAGAUCUGACUACUGGUCAAUGGGUGUCACGCUACUAUAUUUGUUGUUCAGUCAUUGUCCUUUCAGAUGUUCAAACAUCAAAAACGAAAAGAUCGUCUAUAAGAGACUAGAAAAUGGUGAAACUUUGGUAUACCCAAACUGCCACAUUUUCAACAACUACGUCAGUGACCCUUACAAGUUCAUUUACGAAAGUUUCUUUAGCUCUGUUUCCCUCUCUAGAAGAAGAAAGUUGUUCAAGUCUUCUUCUACAAAAUAUGUUGCCCCUUUCUUGUGGCAAGAUAUGACUGACAUGCAUGACAUGCUGCAAAUGACCAAGAUCAUUGUUGAUAACUUAAUGUCUCCAAACCCCAGCAAGAGAUCUCUAACUAGAUUUUUGAAACAUUUCAAUGCAUUCUGGACUGCACAUCAAGAAAAUGACAUUGAAUCAGCUUCAUCAGUUAGAAACAUCAAGAGCAAUAAUUUGAAAGUUCUAGGUGUGUCCGGUAACUACUGA
Messenger RNA from Nakaseomyces glabratus, 1068 nucleotides. It is a transcript of the gene FMP48, whose product is annotated as protein kinase FMP48. Gene Ontology annotation, biological process: protein phosphorylation. NCBI's taxonomy places the organism in Eukaryota, Fungi, Ascomycota, Saccharomycetes, Saccharomycetales, Saccharomycetaceae. Gene Ontology annotation, molecular function: ATP binding; protein kinase activity. The record is from RefSeq and is a predicted model, not a curated record.